AUGUCCCUAGGUCUCAUCAUCGCUGUUAUUGUCCUGGCAGCUGUUCUGGGCCCCACAUGCACACCCGGCUGGAUCAGGUACCGAGGGAAAUGUUACUAUUUCUCUGAGGCUGAAGGGAACUGGAACCACAGCCAGAGAUAUUGCUCCUUCCUCGGUGCCUCCCUGGCUGGGAUCGACAAUGAGCAGGAAAUGGAUUUCCUGCUGCGCUAUAAAGGCAAAUUUGACCACUGGAUUGGCCUCCGGAAGGACCUGGGGCAGCCCUGGAAAUGGGCCAAUGGCACCGAAUUCAACCACCUGUUUCCGAUAGGAGGAGGAGGUGACUGCGCGUAUCUGAAUGAUGUGGGUGGGGCCAGCAGCUUGCGAUGCACCAGUGAGAGACACUGGAUCUGCACCAAACCCGAUGUGUUUACAGAGGCAAAGGAGGCUGCUGCAGAAGGGGACUCGUAA
Mauremys mutica (yellowpond turtle) is the source of this 447-nucleotide messenger RNA. Its product is annotated as C-type lectin domain family 2 member D-like. The transcript is spliced from 4 exons. The record is from RefSeq and is a predicted model, not a curated record. Lineage: Eukaryota; Metazoa; Chordata; Testudines; Geoemydidae. The coding region runs from base 1 to 447 and encodes 148 amino acids.